CGGGGCCAUUGUCUCCGAGGAAGAAAGAAGGCUUUUAGCUCAACCGUCGUCGCCAUUUUUGACACGUUAAAGCCACGGAGAGCGUUGCGUGUUACCUUCACAACCCUUAGUUUGUGCUAUUUUAAACAUAUUCGAUAAUACGGAUCGAUGUCUCGAUUUCAUAAUAACCGCGGCGGCAUGGGGAUGAAUCAAUUUCAGCCUCGCCGAGGUGGUGCAGUCGGCGGUCCCAUGCGGGGUAGCAUAAUGGGAAGCCCCAAUUUCAGAAAUCACCCUUUCCAGAACCAGAAUCGCCGGGGAGGAAACAAUAACUUCAACAGAGGACAGCAGUCGAGUCCCCAGAAGCCACAGAGCAACCAGGGCUUGGCAAUCAUCCCACCGCCGACCCCCGGGCCGGCUCUCACCAUGAAAGGCCCGAUGGACAAACAGCAGGAGCAAGAAAAGCCCACGACCCCCGCGACGGAGACCAAGGUCCAGCCCAAGCAAGAAAUCACAUCGCCCCAGCCGAAACAGGCCGCCAAGAACCCGCAGCUCAAGUCACCAAGUGGAAAUGCUAACGCACCACCGCAACCGCCGCCGCCGCCACAACAGCAGCAAAAUCCAUCGACGCUCAUGAGUCCCAAGUCAGGGCCGCAGCAAAACCAACAGGAUCAGAAGCUAGGCCCGCAACCGAUCCAACAGAACCAGAAGGCAGGACAGCAGCCGAACCAACAGAACCAGAGGGGAGGCCAACAGCAAAAUCAACAGAACCAGAGGGGCGGAGGCCAACAUCCAAAUCAGCAGAACCUGAGGGGAGGCCAGCAUCCAAAUCAGCAGAACCUGCGGGGAGGCCACCAUCAACAUCAGCAGAACCAGCGGGGAGGCAUGCAGCAACAGAACCAGAACCAGAGGAUGGGCCCGCAGCAGAACCAACAGAAUCAAAGGCCCGGUCCCAAGACGGGGCCUCAGUUUGUUAAUAAGCCGGAGCAAGGGCAGACGGAGCAGCAGGAGGCCCCGGGCAUGAGCUCAGACGAGAGUCAAGCAAAGCAGGAGUUCAAGGCGUCACUGUCCAUGUUGCUGAAACCCGGCGAGAAAACAUACACACAACGAUGCCGCCUGUUUAUCGGCAACCUCCCCAGUGACAUGACUGAGGAGCAUUUCAGGAAGAUUUUCUCCAAGUAUGGAGAGCCCAGUGAGGUCUUCAUCAACAAAGGGAAAGGCUUUGGUUUCAUCCGACUGGAGUCUCGUGCGCUUGCCGAGAUAGCGAAAGCCGAAUUGGACGACCUGCCGAUGAAAGGCAGAAGCCUCCGCGUCCGCUUCGCCACGCACUCAGCGGCCCUUUCCGUGAAGAACCUGUCCCCUUUCGUGUCCAACGAGCUCCUGGAGGAGGCCUUCUCCCAGUUCGGGAUGGUUGAGAGGGCCGUCGUCAUUGUUGACGACCGCGGGCGCUCCACCGGAAAGGGUAUUGUCGAGUUUGCCUCCAAGCCCGCUGCUAGAAAGGCCUUGGACCGGUGCAACGAGGGCGUCUUUCUGCUCACCUCGUCACCGAGGCCCGUAGUUGUGGAGCCUCUUGAGCAGUGUGACGAUGAAGACGGGCUUCCCGAGAAGUUGGCACAGAAGAACCCCAGAUACCAAGCAGAGCGAGAGGAGCCCCCGCGCUUUGCUCGCCCCGGCACCUUCGAGUACGAGUACUCCAAGCGCUGGAAGUCACUGGAUGAAAUGGAGAAGCAGCAGAGGCAGCAGGUGGAGAAGAAUAUGCAAGAGGCUCGUGAGAAGCUCGAGAGUGAGAUGGAGGACGCUUACCACGAGCAUCAGGCGAACAUGCUCCGCCAGGAUCUGCUGAGGAGACAGGAGGAACUGCGGCGCAUGGAGGAGCUGCACAGUCAGGAGAUGCAAAAGAGAAAGGAGAUGCAGUUGAGACAAGAGGAGGAGCGUCGCAGGAGAGAAGAGGAAAUGCUUCGCAAGCGGGAGAUGGAGGAACAGAUGCGUCGCCAGCGCGAGGAGAACUACAGGAUGGGCAAUUUCAUGGACAGGGAGAGAGAAAUGAGAAUGAGUUCUAGUGGUGCAAUGGGCAUGGGAGAUAUGUCCUUUGGCGCCGUUACACAGAACUUCUCCAUGAGUGGGAUGGGAUUUGAGGGGCAGCAGGCUAUGGGAGCGUCUCCAGGAAGCCAGAUGAGCAAUGACAUGCGCAACGAGCGCUUCACUCAGGGUGGCCCCCGAGGAAUGGGUCCUGGUAACGGCUCUUAUGGCAGGGUCCGCGAAGAGUUUGACGGUCCCGCUAAGAAAGCUCGUUUUUAAACGCUGUCCCUUGACGCUCGUCGCUGCAGCGUUUUUGUACAGAUUCUCCUAAAACCACAAAUAUCAUGACUCAGUUUGUAUUUAAGUUCCAAAUGUUCCAGCAUUUUAUUCUGACACUUCAGUCAGUGUACUCUUUUUAUUUUGUAUUGUCAUUAGUAUAGGAAGGUUAGGUUUCCCGUUAGCUGUAUUUGAUCCCUGUAUAAUUCUUUUCUAGAUUGUACUGUGUUGUGAUUCGUCGUGAAUUGUGAUUUUUCUGAUUCUCAAUUCUCCAUGGCUUUGUUUGUGCCGUUCAGUUCAAAAGCAUGUGUUACAAUAAAGACAAAUGGGUUCAAUUUGGCCAAACCUAAUAUUUAUUCUUGCAUUGUUCAAAAACAGUCAAGCAGCAGUUGGCUGUCAACAAAAAUAACUCAUUCGGUUCUGCCUGCGAAUAUUCUCUUUCGUUCUCAGGGCAUUGAAUCAAUCGCAACCUAACCGUUCUGGUUGUCUGAGAAGAUGUUGCUCGUCCGACCAGGCGUCAUCAAUUCAUGCAACAAGACUUGGGACAGACGAGCCGGGGUUGUCUGUCAUUAGGUUCUGUUAUCUCGCUAACUUUAUUUAGUGCUUAAAUGCAUUACUCGUACUCCAGUGACCCAAGUAUUAAAUCUUUCUGUAGCAAGGGUAGUCAAAGAGAUAUUUUGCAUAACUCAUAUAAUCGACUCAACUAUAAUAUACAGUAUCUAUAAUAUUAGUUUUUCCCUAUUCAUUCAUAUUUGGAGAGAGGGUAGUCAAUUAACCUGGGAAUACAUUCUCUCCUUUUCCAGCCCACUUUGACCAAAACAAUCACAGGUAACUUAAAAUGCUGGCAGUGAAAAGGCCGGUUUAGGGUUGAGUAGAGUAGGCUUGACUGCUCACAUUGUCAAAUUGAGCAUGCAACAUAAGACAAUAGAACAUACUUGACAAAAAAUAGACAAUAGAACAACUAAGACACAACAGUUAAGUGCUCGAGUACCAUGCCGCGUUGAAUGCCAAGGAAUAAAAAGGGGUUUUAAAAACGGACAGUAAAGGGGCUUGUGGAAUGUGCACCGGGAGGUCGUUCUGUCGUAUGGGACCAGCUACAGUAAGCCUCCUAUGCCCUGUAUGCCGCCACGAGCAGCUGGUCAGCUGACCCGAGGCGUCGGGCAGGAGCGUAGGGAUGGGGAGCGGCUCAGAGAGGUAAGACGGAGUGAGACCAUUUUGAGAUUUUAAAUCAAAAAGCAGUAUAUUCAAAUGAAUGCUAAUGUGCACAGGCAAAAUAGGACUUAUGUGCUCCCUCUUCCGUGUUCCAGUUAAGAGGUGAGCAGCAGCUUUUUGAUCCCCGCGGAAAAUCCACUUGGUGUAGCCGAAUUCCUGACAAGUCAGAAAUUCAUCCGAUCGUCGUACAACCGAUCCAAUCUCUCCUUGUUCCCUGUACACACGACGCAACAAACGAUGGCUGACAUGACCUGAUUUCAAAGUGAGAUGUUCAGGCUUGACUGGCCCAGUGAACGGCCAGCUGUAGUGGUACUGUUGUACAACUUGAUAGCAGCCAUUAGGAAUUCCAUUUGUGUCACACUUGGCAUGAAAUGACAGAUUUGGUCAAACCUAAUUCGAUGUCCACUGUCUUGAUUGACAGUGCUGCAAGCUAUUACUCAUCGUCAAACUUUAGAGACUGCCCAAGGAAAGCAGUUAUACCAUAUACAUGAGUAUAAGCUGUAAGAGCAGUUAUAUAGGUCAAACAGACAUCAUAGUUUUAUUUUUUCUCCUAGUCGUCAUAAUCCCGUUAAGGGGAAAUUCAAAUAAAACUUUGCUAUUCAAUUUUACCGCACACCACACAGGGGACCAGAUCACACACAUGGAGGUGCGCAAAGAGCGCUGCGCCACUUGAGCUUUUUCAAGGGCACCUCGGCAGUCGCCAGCAAGCUGAUUAGCGUCGAACAUUUGCCAUUGCCAUUUUUUCACUUUGGUCUGAAGCGUAACUCAAACCGUGGUCCUCCGGUUCUUAAAGUGCAGUCAAAACUGCUGUCUUGUGUACUUGGAAGCUUUGUGAGAAAGUACCCGUAUGCCUUUAUCAGAAUGUUCAUCUGUUUUGUGCCAUGCUUCCUUUCACUGGCUGCAUUAACGAAGACAAGACAUUCUCCAGAGGACGACUCAGUCGCAAACGUUGUCUUGGUUGCUUAAUCAGAAGAUUGCAUAAGACAGUGGAAGUUCAUCUCCUCCUGCUAAGGACGUGGUUUGUCCUACAUUUCUUUUUACUCCAUCUCGGUACGCUCUUUACAUUUAUUGACAACUGGAGGUAUUUAAAGUUUAAGAUUCUUAGGUGAUCUAUUGCAGUAGAGCCUUUAAUCGGUAGUACUUAUUAGUGCUGCCUUCCUAUUUGCCGCUGUCCGAUGACGUGUAUUUGUUAACUAUUAGCUGUGGGACCAGAAACCUGAAUCUGUAUUGAUAUAUGCAGUUACGAUGGCAAUUUAAAAAAAAAAAUAUAUAUAUAUAUAUAUAUAUAUAAAGUUAACUGGAAUACAAGAUAAUCCUAGCGGCGAUCGACUCUUCUUCUUUACUCGUCUCAUCUAAAUAAAGACUGUGUUUAGAGUCUGUGUUUCUGGCAGCCUUUGAAGAUGCUCUCAAAAAACACCCAUUGGUUGAUUAGAUACACCAGGUACACACGCAGGAAACGACUGCUCAUCAUCUCAUUGGCUUAAGAACGUUAAAGAAGUAGUGCGCUUUGGGUGGAGCAUGUCAUCGGACAACUGACAAACCGUCGUCUGUUGACCAGAUCAGCGCCACGUUGGACAUUCCAGGAUUGGUUGUUCCACUGUGGCAUUUGCUUGUGUAACUCUUUCAAAAGGUAAAAGACCCUCCCACUAACAUACUUGUACCGCCAUCAUGGCUGCAUUCAUCUCCAAAGCUCAUCCAUUCAAAAUGUUUUGGAAAUGUAACAUAUAUUUGAUAUUUGUCCAUCCCCCGUUUGAUGUUAUUUUCUGAAACCAGCACGUGUUGGCGAUGGCUGGACAGCACAAGUGUUUAAGUAGUUAUCAUUUCCAUUUUAAAAAUUAGUUUUCCCCUUUUAAAGGUCAGAGGACAAAGAUUGAAACAUUUUCUUGAUAACUCGAGAUCCACUUUACGAACCACAUCUGCCAUUUCGAAGAGAUUAUAUAGCAGAUAUACAGCAGUUAAAUCCAUAAAUAUGAUUCAGAAUGCGCCUUCUGCUUUUUCCGCUCUUCGACUCUAUCCGGCGCUGUGACGUCACACGAGCCAAACGACCUGAUCAUUCGGCGUUGUGUGCCAUUGUUCCAUGCUGCUGUUCACGCCGUCCUUGUAUAUUUGUUAUUGUACGAUUUAAAGAUGUCACAAUGGUUUAUUUUGUGGCAUUUGGUUGUACAAAUAGUUCAGGCAGUGGCAAGAGUUUUUUUUUUUUGGGGGGGGGGGGUGCUUUCCAAUUGAAAAAGGAAUACGUGACCAGUGGAUAGGGAACGUAAUCGACAGUGGAAGAAACGGGGUUAGCGCCGGGUGCUUAGCAAGCAUUCCAAACUCUGUGCUAAUCACUUCGAAGCAGCGUGUUUUGAGAAAGACUCGGCAGAAAGCAUUGGAUACAGAGGUAGAGGCUGAAACCAGCUGCGGUGCCAACAAUGUUUUCGACGGCCAUCGGGACCUCAAUCGCCAGUCAGAGAACUAAAUCUCACAGCAGCGAAGCGGCGCAGACCAGAGGUGAAUAUUUCCUUGUAUAUACCUACGACUCUGUUAUGGUUACUAUGCAGUGGGGAGUAGGAAAAAGAGACCCACGCAGUACUUUUAGUACUGUCGUCUGUACUUUUGCCUAUAUGACAAGCCAACAGACACGGCAAAGACUUUCUGUGUGGCAUGUUAUACCGCUACUCAAGCGAGGGGCACACAAUAUAUAGGAAUACUGCAUACUAUGGAAAAGCCUGUGCCGUGUCACUGAAACCUAUAUGCAUAUAUGAUUCGUAUAGUCAUGCUAAAAUAUUAUUUUUAGCCAUGACUGUAUAACAAGACGACAAGCUUUUGACAUAGCGUCACAUGGAGCCAGUGGCCACUCUUUUUCUGUUGUACAGCUGCUACUUGGCUGCUCGUCCUCGUCACUGUUCCGACCUCCUGAUCGACUCAAACGUACGGUUUGAAGAUGCCAAACUCAGUUGGGUCCUCCUGUACGUCGAACUCCUUCCCCCUCCUCAUAUUCCGACACGUUGCUCGCCAUUGCGUAUAGCGUGUAGCGCGCUGUUUGUGUCAAUUGCAAUAGCCCUUGCGGUGGCUAGAGUAACUACACCCUGGUGUCUUGCGCUUCGGCUACGUUCGGGGAGGGCCCAAUAUGUGUCAUUAAAAACCAAAUUUUUAGCUAGAGUAUGGCUGAAAGCUUGCUGGAAGUUACGUGCAUGUGUUACAUAACAUAUAAACAAUGCAAAUAUGAAUUUUAACUGACCCCAUAACAUCUUUGUCAUCUGACCUUUGUUUGGUGGGCGAUCCGUAACUGGUGCCCAUUUUAGGACGUCUUAUCAGUUAUUUCUUAAAUUGCUCAACUUUGAAAUCAAUUCGAUCCCAGUAUGGUCCAUGAAAGGGAUUCAGUAACAGAGGAGAGGAACAUUACAAGUACAUCUGUCAUAAGCUCUACACCAAGUAAAUUAUAGUUAUGUUUUAGCAGUUGGAUAUCAUGUAGUAUUUUCUGCAAUGUUACUUUGAUGUGCUCUUUACAUUCUUUCUUUAACAGGUUUGACGGACUAUAAAGGUUUUGGACUGUGGAGGAAAUUGACGCUGUGUAGUCCUUUAGCAAAGCUAUUAAACCUCAAGCGAGAUGCGAUGGUAAAUUUUGUCAGGCUGCAUUUGGCUUUGGAGUCAAUGUAGCGGCAAUGGAAAAUUGGUAGGUAACUUGCAUGACAAUUUUUAUGUUAACGUCGUCUUGAACACGCAAGUUCACUUAAAGGGGUUGAUUGUGGUUCCAGUACCAGCUUGUAUGUCCCCAAUGUUUAGAUCAUUCGGUAGUCAAGUAGUCCUGUACAGUUCCAAAAAGGCUCCAAAGACCUGAUAAAAUCCUAUGUAUGCAAUUGCUCUGCUAAAAGAUGCCAACUUCAGUGCACAAUGCGCAUCUGUCGACUUAAAAGGAUUUUGCUCUCAAGCCCAGUAGUAGUGUAUCAUUUCAAAAGCCUAAUGAGACCAGGUGAAAUGCUAACAAGCAACCGAUCUGCUAAAAAACUACAACUUGAGUGGACGCAUAACGAUGGAUGGAAACUGUGUCGGUCUCGUGGUUUUCGUGUUCUACUUUUUAAGUGUUUGGGGAACAUUGAAUUUGGGUUUAUUUUAUCAUAGUGCAGUAAUUCCUUCCACUGCAGCUUUUACAGGCCACUCUACGAAAUCUUGACUGGCUCCUCAACUCUACAACCUUGGUACCUCGACUUACAAGUGACCUCACGUAACAAUUUUAAUUUUUCCCCAAAUACGAGCUACUGCGAACUUGACCAGCAGCAGUUUGGGGCAGAUGGUGAGCAAUUCAAUUUGCACUCCUAGUGAGUUUACUGUAAAACUAAAUGAGAAAACAGAGAAUGACAAUUUGUAGUUAACCAACCAGCACUCAACUUUGGCCGAUGAAAGUCUGCUAGCUUUAUGCUAACACAAUGCAAAAGUUCUUAGGCUAACAAAACUAGCUUUGGUGUCACGGCGUUGUAACCCUUUUAAGCAACAGAUAUUCGAACACAGUGCAGCAACAUAUGUAGACAUGCAAUAUCACAAUACUCACAGGCAUAUAUUCUUUAUCCUCUCUGAAGAACCACUAAUACUGCAGCUUGCUGAGCAGUUAGGACGGUCUUCUUCUGUAUUAUACUUAACCCCUGGUGGCCAUGGCACGCACACCUGAAGCAGAUGAAGAAUGGAUUUUAAUUAUGAUCGAUCUUUACGUUCUUACUGUUGAGUGCUGUUUUUCUGAUUUAUUUUUGUUUGUUAUAUGGGCGGCUGAAACGCAUGAAUGGCAUUUCUGUUCAUUUCAAUCGGGAAAGAUGAUUCGAGUAUUAUGAGCGCGAUCGCAGAAUUCAAUUCGUAAGUCGAGGCACCACUGCAUCAUAGUGGCGAUACAAGACCAGCUCGAUCACAUACGUUGUACUUGCAAUUUUGGUAGUGUAGUUUUAUGACUCAGAUGAAAAGUUGGUAGAACACGCUGAGUAUAAAGUAUUGUAGCUGGGAUUCUUAAAUACUGAACGUUGAAGUUGCAUGAUAUACAUGACCUUUAAAUAGCCUGGUAACAUCUCAUGCAACUGUUUUUGUAUUACAUUAUCAUCCAUUUGUCUUUUACAGAAUAGCACUUGAGCUAAGUGUGCAUUUAAAAAAAACACAAAAAAAAAACCUGAAUGUUCUGUGUGGUGUACAGUUUGUUUUCUUUAACAGGUUUGUCCAUCUUUAAGGUGAGAGAGAACAAUCCAAAGCAAGAAAUUCAGUCUGUGCUGACUACAGAUGAACCAAUGAUUUAAAAAAAAAAAAAAAAAAAAAAAAAAAAAAACCUGCAGUAGUUUGUGUGUAGCACUUGAGUGGUGUGGAUGAUGAAAAAGGUAUGACAUAAUCUCAUUCUCUCAAAAUAGGUGUUGUGAAUGUUCAUAAGUCAUUAACGUCUGGUGUUAACAUCACUUUAUUAGUGUGACUCCUUUCAAAUGAAUAUCAGAAUCUCAUUCUCCCUUAAAGAGAAAUUAGCAGGAGAACAAGGUACAAAAUGACAUAAGCAGUGAGAAUAGGACUAUUUAAAGUCAAGCAGAAUAAAAAAAAAAACCACAAUAAAAGCAACAUCGUACACAGUAUCAUAAACAAGUGUGCAGUCCAAGAGAUCAUGCCAAAAAUAAAAAAUACCUCAGUGCAGAUAUGCAAAUAAGCAAUAGUAGUGCUAUCAAAAUAUGAGCAACCUAACAUACAUGCAAAUAAGUCGCCUUUUGACGAAAUUCGCCGUUUUGAACUCAAUAUAGGCCAUUUCCGUGAAUCGUACAGAUCCCAUGAGCAUUUCUGAGGGCGGGGGGGGGGGGGGGGGGUUCGCUGUCGUCAUACUGUUUCGUACUCCUUCAGCGCUGGCAACUCGAUCCAUUCCAGACAUCCACACACAGAUGUAAUUGUGAAUGUUACUCCGCGGCGGACUAUUCUGCGAGCGCUCGGGACCAGCUUUGGAUAAAUCACAGGAGUUGACGUGACCAGAAAAAACACUUCCGCCGCUUCUGCUGUUAAGAAGUCACGUUACUUUUGCUCCAUUACAAUGAUCUAAAUGUCGCUCGCUACUUUAUCAAUUAUUGCUUAUUUAUCAACCAUUUUGUGAGCGAGACUACGACUUAGAUUUUCCGCAUUGGCGCUCUUUGCUCCAAUCCAGUUUAAGCGCUUGUGACGUUUAAGUCUAGUUCGCCAAUCAAACUACAAGAAAGUCACAUGACCUCACACGUCGUCUUCUAUUGGGCCUCCCGAGCAUGGGUAUUAACACUAGAUAAGCCAGCCCGGCUUAUUGUCGUGGCUAUGUGGUGGCCCUUUUGGGAAGGAGGCAACGGCGCGCAACUCGUCGUGUUUACAUUUCGACAAACAAAAACAACAGCUUUCAUGUAUUGUAGUAUUUGUCUGGCACUGUCUGCCCAAACAUGGAUAUUUCAGCUCACUUCUAACUUGAGAAAACACCCUGCAGUAAAUUGCAGAUGUUUUGUUGUACUUUUGACUGCAUACACACACGCCCACACACAGCAACAUCAGAAUUAGCAUUUUAUUUUUUCAUUGAUGUUCAUGCUGUGGUUAAAAAAAAAAAAGAAAAUUACUAGUACUCACUACUUGAGUAAUUAUUUGACUGUGUACUUUUUACUCUUCAAGUAAUUUUUUGGAGGACUACUUUUACUUGAGUCACAUUAUUGUCAAGUAACAGUACUCUUAGUUGAGUACAAUAUUUGGCUACUCUGCCCACCUCCGGAGCGGACAUCCUCUAUUGCUACUCUUACGUUUCUGCUCAUCAGAUCAGCCAGUGUGGUAUUUGUUGCCCUGGUCUUGUGUAUUUUCCCGUUGAGGUGCUGCGGGUUGUGGUCCCAGCAGAACCGCGGAGCACGUAACAUCGGCGACAAGAGUUGAUCCGCUAGUACAGCUCGUCUUCAUUUAUCUAAUUAGUUUACGGACGUUAAAGUUGCAUCUAUUACGCGACGGAGCCAUGUUAGGGAUUAUAUCACAACAUUGAACAUAAACAUUUAGCAAUGGCCAAUCAAAACUGGGGGAUGCAUUUGGGAUUAGCCUUUGAAGUUGGUAAGAGUGAAAAAUGAAGCGAACCAGACGAUGAUUGUAGUCCAUUCUUUUCCAGACUGAGAGUGCUCAAAGAGGAAGAUUCUAUUCGUGUGGCGCAACUUGAAGCAGGCAUCAGGUGCAGGUGGAGAUGGGCCUGGCUCAAGUUGGAGGCCAAAACAAAAAAGCAAAGCAAUGAGGCCAAUUGAAUUUGGAUCCUAAAUUUGUACAUCAACAUGUACCUGAGCGGUGUCAAGAAAGUUCAUUUUGCCUUAUUGUACUGUUCAGUCUUCCAGAUUGCUUAAUUUAUGUUAAAAUCAAAAACAUUCUCUGCGGGGGGGGGGGGGAUACCCCCAGCCCCUCCCACCCCACCCCCCCUACAAUUUGAUUUGUUAUUUUUGUCACCUUUUUCAUGCCAGUGGUGUUUGCAUGUCUGACCUAAGGACUAAUUGCCAUGAAGUAAAAGAAUUGCACUGGGGCUAAAUGACACAUGAAGUCUUUUCGUCCUUCUCCUAGCAGCCCAAAGCCGACGGCCCGAAGGCAAAAGAGCUCAAACUCGUUAUGGAGUGGAUGAUUCUGAGUUCAUAACUUGUCUGUUCUAGACAGACACGAGCCCAGCCUGCUGACUUCCUGAGGAGUUUCCCGCCGUUUCCAAUCCAUGCAACAAUACGAAAGGAUAGAACAGAUUCGUUCGAUAAAACUUCUGUAAAAGAGAGAGUCAUCAUCUCAGAAGAAACAUGGAAGGUUCUCAUUUUCCUUUAAAAAGUACAAUCUUUGAAUCUUUUUGGAGGCAAAUUCAACAUGAGGUUCAAAACAUUUUGCCUUGGAAAACACGCACACACAUUUGUACCUCUUCAUCAUGUCAACAUCAGCACCUACAAUAACAGUUGUCGGUGGAGAAGAGGCAGACAAUGAUCAUGUCUUUUGGUUUUUAGCACGUUCAACUCAAGAGAUGACUCCUCGCACCAAGCGAAAAAUUGAUGGACGACGGGCCCGUGGUCCUGCUCACCCCUUGUAGGAGACUGAUAAUGACUGUCAUCAGCAAACUUUCCAAUGUCUCUUACUGAAGCUGCUGCGGCACUUGUUAGUGUACAAAACGGAAGGGGGUGAUGAGCCGCAACCUUGACGAAAGCCAGUGGAAGAAAACAAAAACCAAAAACAACAACACUGUUAACUAUCACGCACGCUGUGACCUGUUAGUUAGCCCACUAAUCAAGUUGUGAUUUAGUCGGAAGUGAUGGAAGUCUGUCAGCAAGCAGGAAGGGUUGGAUUGAAUUGCAUGCUCAACGAAUAAUAGUCUGGCAUGCGUUUUCUGGCCCUCAAGAUGGCUGAAGGAGAAGUGUAGGAAUGUGGCCUCUGCCAGCCCUGCUGGGUGCCAACUGCAACGGAUCAAGGUGCUGUUCAAAAUGCAGUCAAAUUUCAGCUUUGAUGAGCUUUUCGAAAGUCAGCUACAGGCCUGUAAUAUGAAUGUUGUUUUAAACAAACAUAAAAAAACAACCAGUGGUUUGAGGUGUUGCUUGACGGUGCUCCCAACUACGUUUUGUGUGUGUCCUUAAAAUGUUGGUUGAAUAAGACGUUGCACAGGUCCACUUGGGAGCUUCCACUGUAUUGAUUUGUAAGUUUCCUUGUUAUCAGUAGCGACCAAACAUCUUUUGCAUCGGCGAAGCGUUCGCUUGACACAUUGUGGCCGACAUACUGGAAAAUGACCGGUUAAUUCAAUCGUGUCUGUUUAAAUGCACACGGACCCUCCAAACGUUGCAAUCAGUUUCAAGAGGCUGUUUGGCCUUAACAUUUAAAAAAUGUCCCCAUUCGAAAUAUUGGGAAAAGGCCAAUGUCGUUCUGUCAGAUUGUUGCCAUCUAACAACCUUGAAAUGGUAUACAGUAGGGCUGGACGAUUGUGGCAAAAUCAAGAUGAAUAUGUCAGGAUUAAUAAAUGCGAUUAUUCAUUGACGUCCAAACUACCUGACUCCCAAAAUCUGUCCUUAGCUAGAAAAUGUGUCACAGCCUCCAUAAUGUCUUGGCGUCUCCGGGUGCUGGUGGGAUCUCACGUGGCGUUGUAAAGUACGCCGAAUGGAGGCUGGGGAGCUGUGGCGCUGGCAAAAGUUAAUGAGCUCGCAUUUUUGAUCCUUCACCACUCUGUGACUGUACUCGACGUGAUUUAAUUAGUCGUGUUGCCUUUGCUCUGGUCGACCUCCAACAACUUGAAGCUAAAAUGUGUCCUGAUGACUGAAGUUGUUCUCAACUAAAGGCUGCCUUUCUUUCUGUUUGAGUAGCACUUGUAUUUUUAUUCAGUCACCGUACAGCAACACGGUUUGGAAUACAAUCGAGGCAGAACUGGCAGACGGAAGCAAAAUGCUUCGUAAAGAAAGCCUUGGCUAAUUUUUAACAAACAUCUAAUUAAGCUACCAGCUUCCAAACUAUAAGGGAACAAAAAUUCAAUCACUCGCUCCACGUUAUUGAUCCACACGCGUCACAGUUGCUACAGGCGCAUUCACGGGGCUUUUAUAGCCUACGUACAUUGCUACGCUGUGCAGCACAAUAGUUUUCUUCACUUAGGUUUUUAUAGUCGGGGAAAAAUCAAAGUUACAAUCCAAACUCUAAAUUGUCCAGCCCUAAAUAUGCAGUUCAUGUGUUGAUAUCAUAGUAAAGUGUUUUUUCUAAAGUAAAAGUGUUUUUGGUAACGCAACUUAUGAGUUGCAUGACCUCCAAACUGUUAAGUUCGGAGGUCGACCGUAUUAUGAAAUUGUAGAACAAUGUUGCAACAUUGGGGCAGGUUGGCUGCUAAUCAGCAGCAUUCAUCCCCGUAGAUUUUGAACUUGAUUGCAAUCUGGCCCUCAAGAGUCUGCAACACAGGUGUCAAACUCAAGGCCUUUAAGAGACUUCAUCAUCAUCAUCAUGUGGCUCGCAAAAGCAAAUGACGUCUACUUGUUUCGCUAAUCGCUAAUAUCGGUACCAACAUUUUUGUCUUUACUUUUAGUAACUUGAUAUAUUGCAAGCGGUUUGUUUACAAACCCUAUUUUAAAAGAAAAUGAACAGCAGUGGCAAAAAAACCGAAUCCAUCAAUUUGUUGUGCGCAUGUAAUAUGAUGAGGGGAUUGUACGUUGAUAUGGUUUCACAGUCACAACGGCCCCGAGGGGGAACGCAUCACUCCGGUGUGGCCUGUGACAAAAAAGGAAUUUGAUACCUCUGGAAUAUCAGGGACUCCUCUAUACCAUACCAUAUCUGUCGUGUGUUAUUGGUGUAUAAUAAAAAGUGUUUUGAAUGCAGCCCUCGAGCAUUUGUCUCCCACUUGUAUUCAUAUCCAGUUCAAAAAAUAAUCAUUUAAAAAAAAAAAAAAGCCGGUCGUGGUAGACCUAAACCUGAGCCGUCAUUGAGCCUAUCCACGAAGUGAGGCCCGCUUUGCUUCAGUUUGUGUGUGUGUGUGUGUGUGUGUGUGUGUGUGUCAUCCGAGCUGCGUUAGCUGCAAUUCGGCCAGCUUGUCAAAGACAGCCAGCCCCAGUCCGCAAGUUACAUUGCUCCAUGAGUAGUUCUGCAGCAGUCAGUGGACAGUAAAGCCUGGACUUGUUUGCACUACAUCCUGAGAGGUAUGCUAACACGGCGCGAGCAAGGUAAGUGCUCAUCCACGUUUACCUUAUCCGAGAUGUACAAGUUGUCCCAUAACUCUCUUCUCUGUCCUCACUCAUGUCACGGUGACACUUGCAAGGGCUUCUGGCAUCACACUUCCGACCGAAUGGCAUCACAGUGCAGAUCACCGAACUUGUGUGUGUACAUCCAAUAAGCCCGGUUAGCCGCUGCAGUGUGUGUAAGUGUGUGCUUGGAGUGCUGCGCAACAGACCGUGAAUGAGUGGCUGAGUCACUGGUCAAUAUUCUUUCUUUUGUCACCUUUUGGUGUAAAAGUGGACGAAAGCAGAGGGAGGCUUUGUUCAAAGACUUGCAGUUCACAUCUUGAUGCAUUUUGGGGGAUUUAAAAAUACCUUUCCACUCGAACUGAAUUCAACCAUGUUGUUCAGUUCCAUUUCCACCAAGCAGACAAGUUCUUACCCUACACAAUUCUUAGGUGUAUUUUCAUGUUCAAGUCUGCGGCUAGCCCCGUUUAGCCAACUAGAAGCGUGGCUCCGUUAAUUGCGUUUCAGGCGUUAACCGUCCCACGCUGUCCUCACGUACUGCUGUGGCAGCUCCGCCGCCUCACAUUCGGUACCUACCGUGCAAAUGCUGACUUAGCGAGAGACGUUUACCUCGUUGGUCUUUUCUGUGCCGCAUCUCGCCCGGCACUUUGCUGACUGGAUAUCGACAGCGGCAGAGCGCCGCACGACGACGCGCGGCAAAAAACAAAGCCUCGUCUCCGCCGAUGAUGUCUUUCACACGAUUUACAAAACCAUCAUGGCUUCCCCUUCCAAAUUCUGUCAUGGUGAUUUGAACUGGACUGCUUGGUGAAAGCUGCUAUACAGUAUUUGUAGUAUUUAUUUAUGUAUUUAUUUUUUCCCGACUACUACUGCCUAUCAUCUGAACCCAGAUCCUGACUUAAAGUGUCUGUAGUUUUGAAUGGUUCACUUCUUGUCCAUAAAUGGGGUGGGAUUGAAGGAUAUUUGAAAAAGCUAAUCUCUUCCUUAUAUCUGUGUUUGUGUUGAUGGGGUUUUGGGAGGGAUGAUUUUUGUUUUUAUUCAAAUAGACUGAUGGUUUCUAAUGAUGUUAUAGUCUUAGCCUCCACCAGUGUUUCCCGACCUUAGAGCCAAGGCACUCAUUUUAUAAUCAAGGCCCACUACCAAAGAAAAAGAAUCUAGUCUCCAUUUACUCCCAAAUGAGUGUGAAAAUUUGGCCCGUUGAAUUGAACGCAGCGCUGAUAAUAGUCACGGAAGCCGUGACUUAUUGUCUUCCGACGGGCAUCAAGCGGAUGCCGGGUUGUUGUGCUCUCUUACUUGUAAUGGAAUCUGCCUUCAACUGUCAUACGUAGAAUUGUAAUGAAUGAAUGAAUAAUCAGACAAAUCAAGUGAAAUUGCAAGCUUUUUUUCAAGCUCGACCCUGGUUGGGAAUCACUGGCCUCGACACUCCUGACACAAACUUUGACUGCCCCAAAUUUGGUCAGCGGAUCGCAGUCCUGACGAGAGUCGAAUUGACAAACUUUUAAAGGACGUUGACGGUUUGUGUAGCACACGUACACGACACGACAUUUGUACCAAUAAAUGGAGCAUUUCUGAACUGGUGUGUUGUGGGACGGGUGGGCGUACCUGAACCUUUUUGUCUGUAUUGCAGUCAUUGUACUUCCAUCUUGAGGUCUUGUUGGGCAUUGUGAUUGUUUGCGUGGUUUUGAAGGGACCGCGUUGCAUCCGCUCGGCCCCCCCGGGCCGUCGAGACCUGUCGAUCUGCACUGUGAUCCGUUCCGCUUCCUCAGCCCGAAAUGCUCGAGACCUUUUUCAGUGUCCUACGACCCAAAAACGAGUGUGUUGCCAGAAGUACCCUUGCGGCCGCUACAGGCCGCCAACGUUUCGCCCAACGUUGCGGAAGAAGCUCUGUUCCCGUAGUCCAGGAUCGAGGACUUUUAGGAAGGCCGCGCUCAGGAGUUUUGUCACGUAUCCUUGCAGCUUGACAAGUGAACAGCAGAGGUGGGGGCUUUGAGUCACAUGACCCGACACGUCAGAUUGAAGUCACCACUUACGACUUCUGGCUCGCUGAACUCGAGCGGGGACUCGAAUGGCUCGCUGCCGUCGGUCGUCUGCCCCGACGUGUUGAAAGAAUCUUGCACGACUUCAUCCAAUUUAUCUGCCGCGAAUAUCCGUGCAGCUGCGCCCUCAGACCGCUCGCCCCGUGGACAUUAUCGUCCCGAGGGCUCCGCGAUCCACGCCAUCGGGUACGACCGCGCAUAUGCACAGUAAGUCAAAAUGGCGGCUCUAGGAGAAAAUGCGGACUUUGAUUCGUUUUCAUUCAAAUGCGAAAAUUAGGAUUCUGGGAUUUUUUUUAAUUUUUUUUUUUUAAUUAUCUACCCCCCCCUCCGCCCCAAAGCAGACUCGCGAGUGAAUCCGAAUUGCCGCGCAUUCGUUCGUAGCACUAACUUUCCCUUUAUGUGACUGACUCCCACCUCUGAUGAACGGUUCCACUCACGCUUCAUUUGACACUUUUCUGCAUUCCCCAAGGUCACACUGCACACUUUCACCAAUUAGCAAUAACGUCAGAAACGUCAACGGCGAUCGGGAUCGACCUUUGCGUGGAAAGGGUUCUUCCUUUUUUUUCCCCCUCCACGUUCUUUUUAGCUAUGUGCCAUUUUGAAGCAAAUGAUUUGGAUUUGCCUUUUCCCGCCCUGCCUACGUGUCUGUUUUGUCCAACUCGACUCGGGCGCUUGUGUAGUGUGACCGCCUCACCUAUAUGACCUCAUUUUAACAGUUCUAGUGUAAUGCAUGUUCAUAUAACUGAACAUUCUCACACACACACACACGACACGUAUGUACGCAUUGCCAUUUUAGCCGUGGAGCGUGAGCAACAUCACUUUUUCCCUGUCAGCUUCUCACUGUUUGUGUUUCUCACCACAGGAGCCUCCACCGGCUGACGGAGGGUGACCGGCCCGCCGCUGCCCCGUUACGUGAACACGGCCGCUGCUAAAAUGAUACAACAACCGGAGCGAUGGUGACACGCGGGGGGGUGGGGGGGCGCCGCGUUCGGGCGCCUCGACUCGCUCCCGACGAGGAUCUUCAAAUCAACGAGUUGCACGCCAUGACGCAAGCCUCGGGAUGACAGCGCGUUAGGAUGGGCGGAUUGAUGCUCUGAAAUGGGAAAUAAAAGGAGUUACACUGGAA
Molecule: messenger RNA, 17273 nt
Organism: Phyllopteryx taeniolatus (common seadragon)
Lineage: Eukaryota; Metazoa; Chordata; Actinopteri; Syngnathiformes; Syngnathidae
Gene: sfpq
Product: splicing factor proline/glutamine-rich
Exons: 12
Coding region: 148-2274 (708 amino acids)
Biological process (GO): regulation of DNA-templated transcription
Cellular component (GO): nucleus
Molecular function (GO): RNA binding
Source: RefSeq, a predicted model, not a curated record